Messenger RNA from Panicum virgatum (switchgrass), 4656 nucleotides. RefSeq lists its product as uncharacterized. NCBI's taxonomy places the organism in Eukaryota, Viridiplantae, Streptophyta, Magnoliopsida, Poales, Poaceae. The transcript has 6 exons. The coding region runs from base 488 to 1624 and encodes 378 amino acids. The record is from RefSeq and is a predicted model, not a curated record.
CAGACACCGCCGCCGACGGCGAGAUUUGGCAGGAGCGCCGCUGCCCACUACUGCCACGCCGUUCAGCAACGCCCCUCCUUGCUUGCCGCGUCAUCGCGCAUCCGGCACUACCGCCACUCUCCAUUGCCGCACCAAUGUUGACGACUUCAAUUGCCGCACCAACGACCAGGAGCUCCUAACCCUAGCCGUCGUCCGCCCGUGCUGCGCGCCUCUGCCGCCCGUCGGCCAGCUCGGACCUCUAGCCCGCUGAGCACCGAGGUCCGCGGGGUGACGCCCUGCGCGCGGUGCACCAGUGCGCCCCUGCCUCCCAGCGCCUGCGAGCCCGCCAGACUGCACGCUGUAGCUGCAGUCACAGUUCAUCAGUUCCGAUUCCAACUUCCAAGCCUGCCUCUGAGCACGACUGAAAUCGUCAAUCGCUGACCACUUGCCUUUUGUCUGAGGAGAUCCCCAUCUGCCUCGCCUGAACACCUGGUGACAGCCAGCCAAGAUGGAUAGAAGUUGGGUGCACAGCAGACUAUUUUCCCCUGAAUACGUUGAUGGUGUCAAAGAAUUUAUGAGUUUCAUUCAGGGGAAAUUCAAUGAGAAUGUUGAAAUUCUAUGCCCCUGUAGCAGAUGCCUUAAUCAGAAAUACCAAAGACAGGCUCUUGUGAAGAAGCACAUACUGAUGAAUGGUAUGGAGACUACUUAUACUCGGUGGAUUCAUCAUGGAGAGAGCUUAGAUGUUAAUGUUAUUGAGCAUCCUAUUGAUAUGAAUGACAAUGAUGAUGGUUCCACACAUGGCUUAAGUGUUGAUAUGAAUGACAAUGAUGAUGGCUCCCAACAUGGGUUAGGUGUUGAUAUGAAUGACAAUGAUGAUGGUUCCACACAUUGGUUAGGUGUGACAGAGGAUGACAACUAUGGUGAUCGUUUGGAAGGAAUUUUAGGAGACCUACAGGCUGCAGCGGCACCAGCAAGACCAGAUGUAGAAAAUCAAGUUGGUGCUGAACAACCUCGUGAUAGAGAGUCAUUUUUGAAGAUUGUUAUGAGAGAGGUAAAACGUCAACUUUAUCCUGGUUGUACCAAAUUUUCAAGGUUCUCAUUUGUGGUAAGGCUUUUUCAUAUGAAGUCCUUAUAUAGGAUCAGCAAUUCUGCUUUUUCUGCACACAUGAAUUUUUUGGCUGAUGCUUUCCCAGAAUACAAUGCACUCCCAAAAUCAUAUGAUGAAGCAAAGGGUAUUCUAAAGGAAAUGGGUCUUGGGUAUGAAUCAAUACAUGUGUGCUAUAAUAAUUGUGUGCCCUUCAGAAAGGGAUAUAAGAACUAUGACAAUUGCUCGGUUUGUGGUCUCUCAAGAUGGAAAGAUGCAGAAAGAAAGAAGAUUCCACAAAAAGUGUUGCGGCAUUUUCCAUUGGCACCUAGGCUAAAGAGAAUGUUUUCGACCAAAGAAGCAUCAAAAGCGGCACAAUGGCACAAGUUAAAGCGGCAGCCCAUUGAGAAGAAUAUGAGCCACCCAGCUGAUGGUGAGGCAUGGCAAGAUUUUGACCGUGAAUAUCCAGAUUUUGCCAAGGAUGCAAGAAAUCUUAGACUUGGCCUUGCUACUAAUGGGUUCAAUCCUUUUUCAGAAAAGAACACAAAAUAUAGCAUGUGACAUGUCUUUGUUGUGCCAUACAACCUAGCACCGUGGGAGUGCAUGGAGGAAUCAAACUUUAUGAUGGCUUUGCUUAUUCCAGGUCCGAAAUCACCCGGGAAGGACUUUGAUGUAUUUUUACAGCCUCUUGUAGAGGAUUUACUUGAGCUUUGGACAGGUGUCGAUACUUAUGAUGCUAUUACUGGAAAAUCAUUUAAACUUCGUGCAGCAGUUUUGUGGUGCAUCCAUGAUUACCCAGCUUUGAGCACUCUCUCAGGGUGUACAACAAAGGGCUAUUUUGCUUGUCUCCAUUGUGACAAGGAUCCUCUUUCAUAUGGCCUAAGGAGUAAAAUUGGUUAUUUUGGGCACUUUCGUUUCCUUCCAAAGGAACAUCCUUUGAGGACAAACAAUGAGUUUACCGGACUUCACGAAAGCAAUGAUCCACCAGGUAAAUUCUGUAUGGAAGAGCUGCUGGCUGAAUUGGAGAGAGUUAAGACGUCAGACCUGGGAAGCCACAAGGAACUGGGAAAAGGAAGCGUUCCAACUCUGAAGGGGGUCAUGUGGAAAUUUGGAGCCGGAUGGUUAGUUUAUGGAAGCUACCAUAUUGGAAAAAGCUAAAGUUGAGACAUAAUCUUGAUGUGAUGCACAUUGAAAAGAACAUAUGUGAGAGCCUAAUUGCGACAAUUCUCAAUAUAAAGGGCAAGACAAAAGACACAACUAAAGCUAGGCUUGAUUUGAAAGAUUUGGGAAUUAAAAAGGAGCUGUAAUUUAGAGAGGAUGGAGAGAUGCCUCAUGCUAGAUAUACCUUGUCCAUUGAACAGAAGAAGGCUUUUUGUGCUUUUUUACAAGAGGUCAAGUUUCCAGAUGGAUUUGCUUCCAACAUCUCAAGAUGUUUAAAUACUGAGGGAACAAUGGUACAAGGGCUAAAAACACAUGAUUGUCACAUUCUUUUGCAAAGAAUUUUGCCUGCUGCCAUGAGAGGAUUUCUGGACAGGGAUAUUUAUGAAGCAAUAUCUGAGUUGGGGAGGUUUUUAGGGAAUUGUGCAGCAGAACACUUAAAAAGGAUGUGCUGGUUCAAAUGAAGAAAGAAAUCCCUAUAAUUUUGGUGAAGCUUGAGAAAAUUUUUUCUCCAGCUUUCUUUGAUGUGAUGGUACACCUUGCUGUACAUUUACCUGAUGAGGCUUUGCUCAGCGGUCCUGUGCAAUAUGGUUGGAUGUAUUCAAUUGAGAGGCGGCUAUAUACUUUGAAGCGAUAUGUGAGGAAUAGGUCACGACCAGAAGGUUCAAUUGCCGAGGCAUAUAUUGCUGAUGAGUGUCUGACAUUUUGCUCUAAAUACAUGGACGAUGUUGAAACAAGAUUUAAUCGGGAGCCAAGAAAUAAAGGUUUCUCCAGUGAAGAAGCUUAUGGUGUUGAUGUUUUUGGGCAUGGAGUUAAUUUUACUUCUGCACCUGAAUAUAUAUAUGAUGAAAAUGGCAUUGAUCAAAUGGUGUGGUUUGUGCUGAACAACUGUGCCCAAGUUGAGGAUUACGUCAAUUUGUUCAGAGAAGAGUUAGAGACACAAUGGGUGCCAAACAUUGAAAGAAUGCUUCGACAAGGAUUUCAGACCUGGUUUAGGAACCAUAUUUUGAAGAAGUACUGUACAAAUCCAGAAGAGAUGGAUGUUGAUAUCUUCUCCUUGGCAUGUGGUCCUGAUUUGAGAGUUAGAAAAUAUUCCUCGUGCAUAGUGAAUGGUGUGCGGUUUAACACUGUUAACCGUGACAAGAACAAGAAGACACAGAACAGUGGAGUAAUGUCACAAGCUACACAUAAUGGACAGCUAAUUGAUUUUUUUGGAAACAUAAAAGAGAUAAUUCAAUUGGACUAUAACUUAGAGGAGAGGUCUGUAGUUUUGUUUAAGUGUGACUGGUUCAAACCAUCUUGCUCCUAACCAUCUUGCUCCUAACAUCACCUCGCUCUUGGCGUUUUGGUGUCCUUUGGAUUGUGGCGUUUGGAUUUAUGGAGAUGACCGGUAGAUUUGGGAAAAGGGAGGGAGGGAUAGAUUCAAAGCUCUGUUUGCUUUUAGGGAUAGGGAUAGAAUGAUGGAUUGGGCAUGGGAUAGCAGAAAAUGUGAGACUUUUUUUAGGGCGCCCUGCUAUGCUGCUGACUGUGGUUAAGCGUGGUUUAAAACAUGCUGUUUAGUGUUUACUAAUGAAACUGGAUAGUAUCCUGCACCUCUGUAACACAUUAAUUUAUUAUCACUGUCUACCUGAACAUACAUUUGGUCCUGUUAUUUUUAUUGUGCCUGUCUACCUGAACAUAAAUUUACUAAUGAAACUGGAUAGUAUCCUGCACCUCUGUUUACUAAUUUAUUUAUUUUUAUCAUCGAGUGUGUGCUCAUUGUAAAGCAUAUAUGUUAUUUUCUCUUGUAUAUGAUGAUUUCAUUAGCUGCAUAUUAGUUUUCCAGAAUUAAUUGCUGUAUGCUUUGAAUCAGACUAGUUAUUUAAUGAUUGUAGUGAGUUAUUUUUAGGAGUACUAUUUCGUUCAUGAACUAUCUAAAUUAUUGAUAUGUUGGUCAUGUUUUUUUUUUCAUCUUAGAACCUAUGGUGAAUCCAUAUGAAUUGGUGCGCCUAAAACAAUGCAUGAAGAACAGUGCAAGGCUGAAGGAGCUUGGACUUCUUGACUGCUACGCCCCAGUUUUGGAAGGCCAUGUUGGUGUUCAGUCUGACCAGAAUCAAAGUGAAGAUUUGGAGUCCGAGUACGAUCCUUUACGUGAUGAUACUGGUGAAGAAGAUUUGAUUGAUGAUGAGAAUGCUAAGUGCACUAAGGAGAAGACUUGCAAAAACUCUAAUAACAAAACUUCAAGCAUCCAGACUGGUGGAGUCAAGUUUCGGUCUCGCAAGAGAGUUUAUAGAGAGCAAAUGACUCCUAAAGUUACAAGGUCAAGAAUAAGCAUUGCCCAGCAAGAUGCAAGUCUCACACCAAGUGACAUUUGUGUGCCACAUACAUCACAAGCUAAUGAGAGCCACACUGGGGAACAUGUUGGCAACUUAGAUGACCACACACAGGCUGCUGUU